GCAGCAGAAGGAAAAUACAUGAAAUACAAGGACCCGAAGCAGCCCAUCGACGAACGCAUCAAGGAUCUCAUGGGCAGAAUGACUCUGCCGGAGAAGAUCGGCCAGAUGGUCCAAAUCGAUCGGGUUAACGUCACCGCCGAUAUCAUGAAAAACUACUUCAUCGGGAGUUUGUUGAGUGCUGGGGGGAGCGUGCCGGAGCCGGAGGCAACGCCGGAGACAUGGGUGAAGAUGGUGAAUGAGUUGCAGAGGGGGGCGUUGGGGACGAGACUGGGAAUACCCUACAUCUAUGGAAUAGAUGCGGUGCAUGGGCAUAACAACGUCUACAGGGCCACCAUCUUCCCGCACAAUGUCGGCCUUGGAGUUACCAGGGAUCCUGAUCUUGUGAAGAGGAUUGGUGCAGCUACUGCACUUGAAGUAAGAGCCACGGGCAUUCAGUAUGCUUUUGCUCCAUGCAUUGCGGUAUGCAGAGAUCCAAGGUGGGGAAGGUGUUACGAGAGCUACAGCGAAGACCACAAGAUUGUGCAGAUGAUGACAGACAUCAUUCCUGGCUUGCAAGGAGAUCUUCCCCCCAAUGCUACUAACUCUACGCCUUACGUUUCUGGAAAGGAGAAGGUAGCAGCGUGUGCGAAGCACUUCGUAGGGGAUGGAGGGACGGUGAACGGGAUAAACGAGAACAACACAAUAGCGACCUCCAAAAUGCUGUUCGGCAUCCACAUGCCCGCCUACUACGACUCCAUCUCCAAGGGCGUUUCUACCGUCAUGAUCUCCUACUCUAGCUUGAACGGCAUCAAAAUGCAUGCUAACCGCCACAUGGUCACCAACUUCCUCAAAAAAACCCUCAAAUUUAAUGGUUUUGUGAUAUCGGAUUGGCAGGGGAUUGACAGGAUCACCUCUCCUCCCCAUUCCAACUACACCUAUUCUAUUCAAGCUGCACUUCUAGCUGGCAUUGACAUGGUAAUGGUUCCAUAUAACUAUACGGAGUUUAUUGACGGGGUCACGGAUCUGGUAAACAAGAAGGUCGUCCCCAUGAACCGUAUAAACGAUGCAGUUCGAAGGAUAUUGCGGGUCAAGUUCACCAUGGGUCUCUUCGAAAACCCUCUUGCCGAUAACUCUCUCGCUCCCAAGCUUGGCUGCAAGGAGCAUAGAGAGCUAGCGAGGGAAGCCGUGAGGAAAUCGCUGGUGCUGCUAAAGAAUGGCAACUCUACGGUGGAAGGCCCAUUGCUUCCCCUCCCGAAGAAGGCCAAAAAGAUCCUUGUCGCUGGCACCCAUGCCCACAACUUGGGCUACCAAUGUGGCGGCUGGACUAUCGAGUGGCAGGGACUUAGCGGCAACAACCUCACCACAGGAACCACCAUCCUGGACGCCAUCAGGGCCGCCGUGGACCCAUCGACCCAAGUAGUUUUCAGCGAGAACCCGGCGGCAGACUUCGUGAAGGCCGGCGGGUUCUCCUACGCAGUGGUGGCGGUGGGGGAGCAGCCGUAUGCGGAGACCAAGGGCGACAACCAGAACCUCACUCUCCCAGAGCCGGGCCCCAUCACGAUCGCCAACGUGUGCGGGGCGGCGAAGUGCGCGGUGAUCAUAGUGUCGGGGCGGCCACUGGUGGUGGAGCCGUACGUGGGGUUGGUGGAUGCUCUGGUGGCGGCAUGGCUCCCCGGCAGCGAAGGGCAGGGCGUGGCGGACGCCCUCUUUGGGGACUACGGCUUCACAGGAAAGCUCGCCAGGACGUGGUUCCGGAGAGUUGAUCAGCUGCCCAUGAACGUCGGUGAUUCCGACUACGACCCUCUUUUCCCGUUUGGGUUUGGGUUGGAAACUAAGCCAUUGAAGCGGAAAAGAGGAUUCAUUAAUUAA
Molecule: messenger RNA, 1848 nt
Organism: Malania oleifera
Lineage: Eukaryota; Viridiplantae; Streptophyta; Magnoliopsida; Santalales; Ximeniaceae
Exons: 9
Coding region: 19-1848 (609 amino acids)
Biological process (GO): glucan catabolic process
Molecular function (GO): beta-glucosidase activity
Source: RefSeq, a predicted model, not a curated record